CGGAUUUUCCGCAGCUUCGAGCCCUUUUGCCUGCCUUGUUUUUGCGCAAGCUCGCGACGCAGUUAAUUCGAAAGAUACAACCAGGCGCGAGCGCACAGGCCCGGCGAAGUUUCAGCAAGUUCGCGUCGGUAACACCUCGAAUAAGUUUGAGGUGCGAAUCCAGUAUACUUUGACGUUGCAACGUGUUUGAUUUUCGGAAUGAGCUCAUCUUGUUUUUCUGUUCUGAAGAAAGUCUUUGAGCAGGGGGGCAAGAGUGGCGACGAAUUUAGUGCAGGAGAGCGCCGCUGCAAGCGCCAAACCCCUAUCGAAAAGGAAAAGCACAAGUUUUUUGACGAGGCGACAAUUCUCGUGAAAGGUGGCCAGGGGGGUGACGGGGAAGCUUGGCUGGGCGCAAAGGCUAAAACUGUGAAAAAUUUUAAAUAUAAAUGGGGAAGAAACAUGAAGAAAUACAUUGAACUUCCAGCUGCAGAACCCGCUGAUGGUGGUAAGGGCGGAGACGUCUUCAUUCGUGUUGAUCGGCACUGUGACUCACUACUUGGUUUCCACGAGAACAAUGUUUUCCAAGCGAAGAAAGGUUAUCACGGCAGCGCUGCAGCCCACGCCAACCCGGGCCGAGGGCGACUUCGAAUCGCGCCACCUCAAGAUGAUAUCUUCAUUGAUGUACCCCCUGGCACAGUAGUUAGACUGAAGCGUAGCGGGGAGUUGCUCGGAGAUCUGACAAAACACGGUCAAACGCUCCUUGUGGCAGAGGGGGGUGCUGGGGGAACAGCAGCACGCCGAACUCGGCCGCAGAAUCGAAAGGGAGACCAGAAGGUUACCCGAUCUAAAAUUUCGGGGAAUGACCCUGAUUUCGGUGAAAUCGAGCUCGACACUGAGACUUGGAUUCCAAUUGAGGGCAAGAAAGGUGAGGAGCUCACGUUAGAGCUGCUAAUGCGCGUCGUUGCAGAUAUUGGACUUGUUGGCCUUCCGAAUGCUGGAAAAUCAUCCAUUCUCAGAGCCCUGACAAGGGCCACACCAGAGGUUGCACCGUAUCCCUUCACAACUCUAAUGCCAAACCUCGGCGUUGUGAUACCUACUGAUGGGAGUGUUUUAACCCCUAGAGCUUACUCAAAGACUUGCGAAGCCAACACUGCGCCGCCCGUUCUCGCUGACCUACCUGGGCUGAUUGCAGGUGCCCACAAAGGCCGCGGUUUAGGUCGAGCAUUUUUAAGGCACCUCAGACGCACCCGAGGAUUAGUUGUAGUGGUUGACGCUUCUGGUAAGGAUCCUGUUGGUGAUUAUGCCAUAAUUCGUAACGAACUGCUUAUGUACAAUCCUGAAUACACCAAGCGAAAGCAUAUCCUCGUACUUAACAAAAUGGAUCUCCAGUGGGCCGCUCUUCGCACGGAGGAUAUUCGUGCUGGUGUGGAGGCACUGAACGGAAACAUAGUCGGCUGUGCACCCAUUGCAAUAGUUCCGGUGAGCGCCAAGGACGGUAGUGGCUUGGUUGGUCUAUUUGCUGCUAUUGACAGGUUGAUGCAACUGGAGUAAAACCGAGUUCGUCUCGUGGGAGAAGGCAAGUAAAUUGAAUAUCCGGCACACAUGUGCGAGUUAAUAUCCUUGCACUCUUGUAUUAGAACGAGAAUAACCUGUAUAUAUCCAAGGAAAGUAUGCAGCACU
Micromonas pusilla CCMP1545 is the source of this 1659-nucleotide messenger RNA. RefSeq lists its product as uncharacterized. The transcript has a single exon. Gene Ontology annotation, molecular function: GTPase activity; GTP binding. Bases 199 to 1530 code for a protein of 443 amino acids. The record is from RefSeq and is a predicted model, not a curated record. Lineage: Eukaryota; Viridiplantae; Chlorophyta; Mamiellophyceae; Mamiellales; Mamiellaceae. Gene Ontology annotation, cellular component: mitochondrion.